This is a messenger RNA of Alternaria atra, 1104 nucleotides long. RefSeq lists its product as uncharacterized. Bases 1 to 1104 code for a protein of 367 amino acids. The record is from RefSeq and is a predicted model, not a curated record. NCBI's taxonomy places the organism in Eukaryota, Fungi, Ascomycota, Dothideomycetes, Pleosporales, Pleosporaceae. The transcript has a single exon.
AUGCCGCCCCAUAGUAGAGGGGACUCUGUUCCUUCAGGGUUCUACUCGAAAUCGACGCCCAAUCUACCCACUUUAGGGUCAUUCGACAGGGACGGUCGCGAAGAUCAUACACAUGCUUCCCCUCCACGAUCCGCUACUCGUCCAGGAGCAAGUCCCUUGUCGCCAGUAUCGAACAGCGCUCUCUCGGAGGCGGCCUCCGUAGAAGAUAACCAAGAUGAAGACGAGGAGCCUUUCGUGGUAGAGGACGUAGCGAGUGAGGAUGAAGAGGACGAAGAGGAGCCAGCGCAUACGUCUCGACCACUGUAUACCUCUAAAUCGUAUAGUCACCUCCCGCGACAUACUGCGACUGCGCUCUUUCCACCCUUUUACAACAGACCUCCUACUCCGCUGCCGCCGUCCCCAUCAUUGACGUCGCUCCUCCGACCCGCGUUCAGCCGCCCGACCUCGAGACCUACAACACCAGACUCGUCGGAUGUAGAAGGAUAUACUAGAGCUGGUUCGCAUACCACUGGCACAAGCACACCCACGAACCUCGCGAGCUCGGCACGGCAUGCGCCGACAGUACCUCGGGCCUCGCCGAAAGUCCCUACAUACGAAUACUACGGCUUUGCACUGUACCUAGGCAGCUCUGCCGCAUUUCUCAUGUACAUCCUCUGGGCCUAUGUACCAGCUCCCAUGUUGCACCAGAUGGGAAUUCACUACUACCCGAACAGGUGGUGGGCGCUCGCAGUGCCAUGCUGGCUGGUCGUGCUAGUCAUCUACAUCUACGUUGCCCUAGCAAGCUAUAACACGCGCUACCUCACACUACCGCUGAGCAGCUGCGAGAACCUCGUCGAUGAAUGCGCACAGAUAGCUGUUGUUGAUCGGAUAACUGGACAGAUAGUCCGCGAUCCGGUGCUAGUAACAGACAAGCUUCACGAUAAAGACAAGGAAAAAGGUACUAGAGCGAGUGCACCUCCUAGUCGACGAAGCUCUUUCUCAGCAUAUCAAUUUAGUGCGUCAGACGAAGUGGAUUGGAAGGCCUUCUGGAGCACGGGAACAGAUGCCGUGAUGGAUGUACCAAUCGGCGGCGUCUGUGAGAUAUUGUACGGCAGCGACGGGUGA